This is a messenger RNA of Eucalyptus grandis, 1900 nucleotides long. Its product is annotated as TMV resistance protein N. Gene Ontology annotation, molecular function: ADP binding. The record is from RefSeq and is a predicted model, not a curated record. Lineage: Eukaryota; Viridiplantae; Streptophyta; Magnoliopsida; Myrtales; Myrtaceae. The transcript has 3 exons. Gene Ontology annotation, biological process: defense response. The coding region runs from base 120 to 911 and encodes 263 amino acids.
UCAAUGAUGUCGAUGACGUAAAACAGUUAAAUGCUUUAGCUGGAGAGCGUGAAUGGUUUGGUAAAGGAAGCAGAAUCAUCAUCACUACAAGAGAUAACCAUCUAUUAACUCUCCAUGGGAUGGAUAAAGAUCAUAUCUAUGAAGUUAAAACUCUAGAUCAUUUGGAAGCUCUUGAACUUUUCGAUAAACAUGCUUUUCUUGGAAGUAAGGAAAUAGUGAUAAGGAGGGAUCUUGUGGAUAGUGCUUUGCAUUAUGCUAAUGGACUUCCUUUAGCACUUGAGGUAUUGGGCUCUUUCCUAUGUGGUAGAAGAGAACAGGAGUGGGAAAGCGCAUUGAAUAAACUUGCUAAAAGUCCUAACAAAACCAUCAAUGAUGUUCUCAAGUUAAGUUACGAUGGACUAGAGGACUAUGCAAAGGAGAUAUUCCUUGAUAUUGCAUGUUUCUUCAAGGGGCAAUCUACGGAGUACAUCGUAGAAGUCCUUGACAGUUGCAACUUUGACACGACUAUCGGAGUGCAAGUUCUUGUUGAGAAGUCCUUAAUAACUAAAGAAAGGGAGACAAUACAGAUGCAUGACUUGAUUCAGUUGAUGGGCAUGGAUAUUGUUAAACAAGAAUGUCACGAUGAUCCUGGAAAACGCAGCAGGUUAUGGCUUUGUGAAGAUGUCUGUGAUGUUCUAUCGGGGGAUAUGGGAACAAAUGCAAUAAAAGCCAUAGUUUUGGUUUUACCCAAGACAGAAGCAAUAUACAUAGGUCCCAAUGCUUUCACAAACAUGAGAAGAUUGAGGUUGCUCAUCAUGAUUAAUGUGCAUAACUCUUUCCAAGGUCCUAUCUGUCUUCCUAAUGGACUGAGAUGUUUUCAAUGGCCUGAAUGUCCUUGGUUCUCAAAUUUCCCCCUAGCCCAAAGAAGUUAGUCAGACUUGAUCUGUGCAAAAGCAACAUUCAAGUCGUGGUGGACCAAUUUAAGGCCAUUCGGUUGCGCCCUUACUCCAUUUAUUCCUAAGUGAGAAAUCACAGGACGAAAAGCAACUCUCAGGGGAGAUAGAUUGACCAGCCAUUCCUUCUCCCGCUAUUUUAAAUAAAAGCUUGUGGAGUACAAUUCCAUGGAAGAGUCUUACUUUAUAGACGCACUAGCGCACCACAUCUAGGACGCUGGUAGGGCAUAAUGGCUUUCACACAUAACUAAUAAGGCUUUCUAAAGAGAAGUAAGAGCUUGCUUUGCUAAUUUAAAUAUAUUUAAACUUAAAUCUAAUCUUAAGUUAUGUAUAUAUGUAUUAUAUUUAUAUUCAUAUAAAUACUACUGUACAAAGUAAAGGUGACCUUCCACAGGAUUUCAAUUUAAUUCCUUCCCCAAAAUGUCUGUAUUACUUAUUUUACAAAUAUUGUAUUCAUUGAGAGGUGCGUAAUUAAUCUAUUUUAUCUCUCACAUGUUUCACAAUCUAAAUUUUAAUCUUUUCUAUCCCAUAACAAAUUUCUUAUUGCAAAUUUUAAUCUUGAAAUAUCCUACAUACAUUCUAUGUUUGUGUGUUGUGUGUUUACCAACAAUUUCUUUCCAUUAAAUAUUUCUAAUUUAGUGGUUUUGUUCAAUUUUUCAGAUAUCAAUUUUUUUUCAAAUCUUGUUCAUACUCUUUUAGUUUUCUCUUCCUAUGCCUCAAAAGAGACAAACUUCGUGGACUUUCAAUUUUGCUGUCAUGCUUGUCGGCCACAUUGACGCCGGAAUGUGUUGAGCGAACAAAUAAAUAGAGGGGUUUUUCAAUCUUAAUGAAGUGGAAAAACCCCACUAUGGAAGAGACUACAUACACUAGGUCUCCCUUAGCCAAAUCACCACCUUUGUAGGCCAGUCCAAGGAUGCAGCACUCUCUCGUUCACUCAUGAAUCCCCUGAAAGGACAGAGAGAAAGACA